This is a messenger RNA of Eurypyga helias (sunbittern), 1586 nucleotides long. It is a transcript of the gene BTK, whose product is annotated as Bruton agammaglobulinemia tyrosine kinase. Lineage: Eukaryota; Metazoa; Chordata; Aves; Eurypygiformes; Eurypygidae. The transcript has 14 exons. The annotation marks the transcript as partial. Gene Ontology annotation, molecular function: non-membrane spanning protein tyrosine kinase activity; protein binding; ATP binding. The record is from RefSeq and is a predicted model, not a curated record. Gene Ontology annotation, biological process: adaptive immune response; intracellular signal transduction; peptidyl-tyrosine autophosphorylation.
UGAUACGGUACAACAGCGACCUGGUACAGAAGUAUCAUCCCUGCUUCUGGAUCGACGGCCAGUACCUGUGCUGCUCCCAGACAGCGAAGAACGCCAUGGGCUGCCAGAUCCUGGAGAGCUGUUCUGAAGGUUUAAAAGUUGGACGGUCGCAUCGCAAGACAAAGAAGCCUCUUCCCCCAACUCCUGAGGAGGACCAGAUGGUGAUGAAGCCCUUGCCCCCCGAGCCGGCCCCCAGCACAGCAGGCGAGAUGAAGAAGGUGGUGGCCCUCUACAACUACCUGCCGAUGAACACCCAGGACCUGCAACUGCAGAAGGGCGAGGAGUACUUCAUCCUGGAGGAAAGCCACCUGCCGUGGUGGAAAGCCCGUGACAAGAACGGGAGGGAAGGAUACAUCCCCAGCAACUAUGUCACUGAAACCAGAAAUUCCCUGGAGAUCUUUGAGUGGUACUCAAAGAAUAUCACUCGGAGCCAAGCGGAGCAAUUGCUGAAACAGGAGGGUAAGGAAGGGGGCUUCAUUGUCCGAGACUCCACCAGCAAGACAGGGAAAUACACUGUCUCCGUCUAUGCCAAGUCCUCUGUAGACCCCCAAGGCACAAUCCGCCAUUACGUUGUAUGCUGCACCCCCCAGAACCAGUAUUACCUGGCAGAAAAGCACCUGUUCAACACCAUCCCGGAGCUCAUCACGUACCAUCAGCACAACUCUGCCGGGCUCAUAUCGAGACUGAAGUACCCCGUGUCUCAACACCAGAAAAGUGCUCCUUCCACAGCUGGCCUCGGCUACGGGUCAUGGGAGAUUGACCCGAAGGAUCUGACCUUCCUGAAGGAACUGGGGACAGGGCAGUUUGGUGUGGUGAAGUACGGGAAAUGGAGAGGCCAGUACGAUGUCGCUAUCAAGAUGAUCAGGGAGGGCUCCAUGUCAGAGGAUGAGUUUAUCGACGAAGCCAAAGUCAUGAUGAACCUAUCUCAUGAGAAGCUGGUGCAGCUCUACGGGGUCUGCACCAAGCAGCGUCCCAUCUUCAUCAUCACCGAGUACAUGGCCAACGGCUGCCUCCUGAACUUCCUGAGGGAAACUCGGCGGCGGUUCCAGCCUGCCGAGCUGCUGGAGAUGUGCAAGGACGUCUGUGAAGCUAUGGAGUACCUGGAAUCUAAGCAGUUCCUGCACCGAGACCUGGCUGCUCGCAACUGCUUGGUGAAUGACCAAGGAAUUGUGAAGGUGUCAGAUUUUGGCCUUUCCAGGUAUGUUCUAGAUGACGAGUAUACAAGCUCCAUGGGGUCAAAGUUUCCAGUGCGGUGGUCUCCCCCUGAAGUGCUUCUGUACAGCAAGUUCAGCAGCAAGUCCGACAUCUGGGCUUUUGGCGUUCUGAUGUGGGAAGUUUACUCUCUGGGGAAGAUGCCGUACGAAAGGUUUAAUAACAGCGAGACGACUGAGCAUGUCAUCCAAGGCCUGCGCCUCUACCGGCCGCAGCAGGCCUCGGAGCGGGUCUACGCCAUCAUGUACAGCUGCUGGCAUGAGAAGGCUGAGGAGCGUCCCACCUUCACCGCGCUGCUGAGCAGCAUCACGGACAUCACCGACGAGGAGCCCUGA